This is a messenger RNA of Ilex paraguariensis (yerba mate), 432 nucleotides long. The record is from the annotation of a GenBank genome assembly. Lineage: Eukaryota; Viridiplantae; Streptophyta; Magnoliopsida; Aquifoliales; Aquifoliaceae.
AUGGAGAAGAGCCGGUCAUUUCCUCAGUACUCGUCCUCUUACUCCGGCGAGUUCGAGUUCCGAGACGGAUCAAACUCCUACAGCUUCAACGGUCCGAGCAAUAAGGCAGGUGAAGGGUUUGCAACAUCUAGUGAUCCAGAGCUCAAGAGGAAGAAGAGAAUUGCAGCAUAUAACAUGUUUACUACGGAGGGUAAGCUGAAAUCAACUGUGAGGGAGAGUUUCAAGUGGAUGAAGAGCAAGUUGAGCGAUAUACGACAAAAUAGCCAGUUAGGGCCCCCACCACCUCCAUUGGUGGUGUCCCACCACCAUGUGAAGCCAUUGGAGCCAUCUCCUAUAGCAUCGAACACAAGUAGUCCCCACCACACCACCACUACCACUACCACCACCACAACCACAACCACCGGGUCUCAUGAUUCCCAGCGUGAGCAAUAA